Molecule: messenger RNA, 1955 nt
Organism: Phyllopteryx taeniolatus (common seadragon)
Lineage: Eukaryota; Metazoa; Chordata; Actinopteri; Syngnathiformes; Syngnathidae
Gene: arsb
Product: arylsulfatase B
Exons: 8
Coding region: 245-1798 (517 amino acids)
Source: RefSeq, a predicted model, not a curated record
CGCUCAAGUCACCUGGUUGGCUCCUGACUCGGCGGCAGCGCUGUCAAGAGUCAUGGUGAAAGCGGACGGAUGUUAACGUGAACGUUUCCUCUUUUUUAACAGCAAAAUGCGUUGAUUGGGUAAGAGUAAGUGCGAAACAUUCAUACGCGCCAUGUUCGUGCUGUCUCUACCGCUUCAAACUGCGAGGCGGGCUUCCUGGUUCACUUUCUGACCUCCGCUCGACUCCACUUUUUGGGAGUUGACGAUGAUGGCCGACUGGCUUCGCUUCUCCGCCUUGCUGCUGACGCUCGGUCCCCUCGCGGCGGCGUCGGGCUCCAAACGGCCGCACAUUGUGUUCAUCCUGGCGGACGACUUGGGCUGGUACGACGUGGGCUACCACGGCUCCGAGAUCAAGACGCCCAACCUGGACAAGCUGUCGGCCUCGGGGGUCCGCCUGGAGAACUACUACGUCCAGCCGCUGUGCACCCCGUCCAGGAACCAGCUCAUGACCGGACGGUACCAGAUCCACACGGGCAUGCAGCACCAGAUCAUCUGGCCGUGUCAGCCGUACUGCGUGCCGCUGGACGAGACGCUGCUUCCUCAGCUGCUGUCCGAGGCGGGCUACGCCACGCACAUGGUGGGCAAGUGGCACCUGGGCAUGUACAAGAAGGACUGCCUGCCUACGCGCCGCGGCUUCCACUCCUACUUUGGCUAUCUGACGGGCAGCGAGGACUACUACACUCACGUCCAUUGUAACAACAUCACCACUCUCAACCUGAGCCGCUGCGCUCUGGACCUGCGGGAGGAGGAAGCGGCCGCCGCGGGAUACAAAGGCCACUACUCCACCGAGCUGUUCGGCCAGAGGGCCGUCCGGAUCGUCGCCGAGCACAACCCCAAAAAGCCUCUCUUCCUGUAUGUGGCGCUGCAAGCCGUCCACGCGCCCCUGCAGGUGCCCGAACGCUACGUGGAGCCCUACGCCUUCAUCCGGGACCCGCAACGGCGCAUGUACGCUGGCAUGGUGGCGGCCAUGGACGAGGCGGUGGGCAACAUCAGCUUGGCGUUGCGGCAGGCCGGACUUUGGGGCAACACUGUCCUGGUAUUCUCCACAGAUAACGGCGGCCAGACGCUGUUUGGCGGCAGCAACUGGCCGCUGCGAGGCAGGAAGUGGUCGCUGUGGGAGGGAGGAGUCCGCGGCGUGGGAUUUGUGUCCGGGCCGCUGGUCGAGCGGCCGGGCGGCGCCAGCCGGGAGCUGAUCCACGUCUCUGAUUGGCUGCCCACGCUGGUGGGACUUGCCGGCGGCAGCCUCAACGCCACCAAACCUCUGGACGGAUUCGACGUGUGGAACGCCAUCAGCAAAGGCUUUGCCUCGCCCCGACUGGAGCUGCUGCACAACAUUGACCCAAUGUACAUCGACGUCGCCCCAUGUCCCGGCUCGGAGCGUCUGCGAGCGUCAGAUCAGAGCGCCGACGGCAAAGGAGUCUUCCGGUCUGGCUUCAACGUGUCCAUCCACGCCGCCAUCAGAUCCUCGAAGUGGAAGCUGCUCACGGGAUACCCGGGUUGCGACUUUUGGUUCCCGCGGCCCGGCCACAACGUCUCCUCGUCCCCUCGUCGCUCCUCGCCGCUGAAGCCCGUGAUGCUGUUCAACGUGGACAUCGACCCCGAGGAGAGGAACGAGGUGUCGGCCGGCUACCCCGCCGUGGUCGACCGCCUCCUGGGCCGGCUGCGCCACCACCAGCAGAACGCUCUCCCCGUCCACUUCCCCGACGAGGACCCGCGCUGUGACCCGGGCCCCGCCGGAGCCUGGGGACCCUGGGCCUAGAUGACCGUCUUCUCGGAAGAGGAACGGGAUUUUGUAUGCACAUCCUGGAUAUUUUAAUGGGACCACAAUACAGUCAUUGCGAUAUUUUGCAUGUAUACAUUGACUGAUCUAAUGUUGGACAUUGCUGUGUCAGCUUAAUAAAAAACAAAGAAAUGUU